GGUUAUGUUUAAAUGUCAUAAUUAUUUUUUUUUUGAGGUUAUGUUUUUAUUUUUUAUGUUUUUACCCUUUUCAAAGUGUUUUUAUUGCUUUAUUGACUACUUAAUCUUUUAAGUUCAAGUUAUUUUUCAAUCCAAAAUUAUUAUUUAUAAUCCGAUAGCAAAAAUAGUGACAAACCCUUGACUUUAACUCAUCCUAUUUUUUAGUCACAAAUCCGUCUUAUCAAUAAUAUAUUCGCAGAUAUAUCUAAUCACAGCCGUAGAUAUUGAACAAAACAGGAUACGCAUUAAGUGGUCUAUUUCCAUAAAAAAAAACAUUGUGAAAAACAUUAUGCAGACUCGAUGGCCCCAGAUUUGACCACUUAAAUCUAAAUCAGAUCCAUUCUAAACUACCCGGGAGGGUUUGAAAACGCCUUUGAAGGUGAAAGCAAUUUGGGGCGAGCAUUUCAACAACGACAGCAACUCAUGGCACAACAAAACAACCCCAAUAUUAGGGGUGAUGAUCAUUUGGAACGACUCGAUAGCUUCAUCGAUAAUAAUUUUGAUGAUAUUGAAGAAAAUUAUCUUCCUUCUGAAGAAUUACAAUCAGAAUCAUCACAACAUCAAUAUUAUGAAAACCCAAGAAAUUAUCCUGAAGAAAUCCUCCAAUCAGAAUCAUCACAACAUCAAUAUUAUGAUUAUCCAAGAAAUUACGCCGAAGAAAUCCAGGAUCCUACAUAUUUAGAACUUACACCAUCAGAUUAUUUAACUCCUAGACCUUCUUAUGAAACUUCUUUACAAAGACGAACGAUUUCUCUUCAUCGUAGGGGUGCCACACCCAAUAUAUCACUUCCAAAGGUUUAUGUAGAACAAGAUUUUGAUCAACACAUUAAAGCAAUUGUUGAACAUAUGGAUAAGGAGUACAAAGAGAUGGAGUCAAAGACUGAUAGUCAAGAAGCUGAGUUAUUACGAAUGCAAACUUUAAGAGAUAUGCCUCAAAGCUUAGCUGUAAAGAAACGUGUUAAACAAACCACUUCAAAUAGAAGAUCCAAAAAAACUGUUGGAAUGUUUAAAAUGAUGAAGUAUCAAAUUGCAAUGUCUUGGGCACAUUUAAAAGGGAACAUAAAGGAUUUAUCAUAUACGUUUGAACUUUGGUAUAGUUGGUUAAAGAAAAUUGAAGGAAAUUUCGGUAGUGGAGUGGCAAGUUAUUUUAAAUUCCUUCGAUGGCUCUUUAUUAUAAACUUAGCAAUGACCAUAUUAUCUCUUUGCUUUAUAAUAAUUCCACAAAUCGUUUUGGAAGUACCAACUGGGACAAAUUUUUCCGCUAUGGAUUUAUUAGACGGAAAUGGUUAUUUAAAUAAAUCAUUGUUAUAUUAUGGAUCAUAUUCGAAUGGUACCAUUGGAGGUUAUGACAUACCCUCAGCUUAUUUCUUUACAAUGCCAGUUCUUUACAUCGCCAUAUUUAUUUUAAUCAGUAUCAGUAUGGCAAGUUCUUAUAAGAAAAGUUUUAUCAUGACUGAAGGAGGAGUACAAAACAUUUUCGCCAACAAAAUUUUUUGCGGUUGGGAUUAUAGUAUACAAACGAGAAACGCGGCUGAUUUAAAAAUGAAAUCGAUUUAUAACGAAUUAAUGGAAUCAUUAAACGAUGUAAACAACACCAAACAUAAAUUAAGUCCAUGCGAUAAAUUUCGCCUCUACACCAUGCAGGGGGUGGCCCACUUAUUUUCUAUCGCCGUUUCAUUAGGCGCUGGGUAUUUGAUGUACACGUUAUUAAAAGAUGAUAAUGAUGAUGAUGGCGACAGGAGUAUUGUACUCGCAGUUUAUAUUAAUAUUGUUAUGGUCGUAAUUCCAAUGAUUUUUAGGAUAAUUGCAAGGUUAACCGAUUUGAUUGAAGCUCCUGAAUUUGAUAUAGCAACAAAUACGCUCUCAAUAAUUUAUAAUCAAACAUUAUUUUGGGUCGGAUUCUACUUCUCGCCGUUAUUGGGGGUGGUAAUUGUUUUAAAAUUGUUCCUGAUAUUUUACGUGAGAAGCAUAGUGUUGUUAAAUUGUUGUCAAGCGCCGAAAAAAUCGUGGAGAGCCGCCCAAACGCAAACUUGGUUCCUUAUAAUCGCGUUUUUAUGGUCGCUCUUGCUCCUUUUCGUACACGGGUUUCAUAUUUUUAGUGACCAAAUUAAGUCUUCCCGUAAUUGCGGUCCUUUAACAAGCAGCGACUUCACCAGUUUAACAGGAGAGAAUCUUUUUGAUGAAAUUCUUUUAUUCUUUAUAAAACCGGGAGUUGUAACUUGUAUUUUAAUCGCUUUGGCGUUUGGUGUGUAUUAUUUAAGAGCCGUGGCUAAUGCACAAAUUGAAAUGGUUGAAUUUUUAAGAUAUCGUUUAUCUUUAGUUUCAAUUGAUAAAACGUUUUUGUUGGAAAGAAUUACUGAAGCUUCUCAUGGUUUUAAUUAUAGAAAGUCAGACAAUCAAGAAGUUCAUAUGGAUCCAACAAUAGUAGCCCCACGUAUUUAUAAAUCAACUAGUUGAAAUGAUGAUCUACCUUUUACACGGUUACACAAUCCACGCGAUAAUUAUGAAUAAGAAAAUAUUCUUAGGUAAUAUAUUAAAUUAAUUUUAAUAAUAAAUAAAUUGUAUAAAAUAUUUAUAUAUACAUAUGUGACGCCAUCUAUUAAUAAAUCAAUGAAGUUAAAUUACGAUGACAUGAUAUUGUAGCGAUACGUUUUGAUUG
Messenger RNA from Onthophagus taurus, 2698 nucleotides. The record is from RefSeq and is a predicted model, not a curated record. NCBI's taxonomy places the organism in Eukaryota, Metazoa, Arthropoda, Insecta, Coleoptera, Scarabaeidae.